UUCGACAGCGCGCUGAACUCGGGGCAGAGAUCUCGCGGUUUAUUUAUAACUUGCAGACCAACUUUAUUGUUGAUCCUUAUAAGUGUCAUGUAACUCUUUUAUGUAUGGAUAUUUGUUUUCGUAUGCUAUUUUUGAAUAAUGCUUGAAGUACAAGCAUGUGGUUUCUAUGCUACAUCAUCUGUAUACGUGUUUAACGGAUCACAUGCUCAUAUUUGUCAUGUUUUACCUGAUUUAUUUUACAAAUUACGCUAAGGUUGACGGAAUAAGUUGUGCUUCUGGUUUCCAAGCACACAGUGAUGGCGUCAGAAGUAGACAAUGCACUGCCGAUGUACGACAUUGUUUGAUUACACUUAGUCGUGAAUCAACAUAUGAACCUUACAACCCACAUAGUUUUGAUUGUUGGCCAUGGCCAGAAUUGGUAAUUGUUGAAUUUAAUUCAAUAACAUCCAUAUUUCAAUUACUUAGGAAAACAAGUGUCCUACCGUUAGGGGAGUAUGCCACGUUCUUCAUAAAUCUAAGGAUGAUUUGCUCGAAACUUGCUGUUGUUAUGAUCAUAUGUGCAAUAAUGAAACUUUGACAAUCGUACCUAUGUCUGAAGAUCUCGGUAAGUUUUCAGUAUUUUUGGGAUUUUACUAACGUCUAUCAACUUUUGGGAAGAACUAAAAGUUGACUGGUGGUGGACCAUUUUUUCUAUAGUUAAGAAGUGUAUCCAAUGAUCUCGGCAAGUUACAUAGACUUGUACACUUCACUACUUGUUAUCAGUAUUAAUCAUUCAAUUAUGAUGAAAUGGUUAAAUAUGAUCAAUGCCAUUUUUCGAUCAUUUAAAUUAUUAUUUACUAUAACUUCUGUUUUGCAUAUUAGUUUUUAAGUUGUCAAUCGUAUCGAAAUUAUUUAAGAUGUGUAGACGUAACAUUAUUUACCGCUACUAUCAUACAAUAAUCGCAUUUUUAUGUUUGCCUCCGAUGUUCAGAUAGAAUUACAUCUUGGAUCAAGAAACUGUUCUUUCUGACAUCAAAGUACACUCAUUUUAUUUCUUACUUGACUAAAACGGAUAAAAUACGUUCCGUAGUUUCAUGCUAAAAGUGUAUAUGCUUGAUCAUACAUUCUCUGAAUAUUAAAACGUAUUGUAACUGAUUACGUUCACUUCCAUUUCUUAUUCUCUUCAAAUGUUUAAUUUUAUGUCUCAACACUUUUAUAUCUUAUAGUUCCAGGUGAUCAUCACAAAAGUGGUCUUGAUCACUUUGGUUUACGGGUUCCUGAUAAUGAUUUGAAUGUAGUUGUAGCAUCUCAGGAUUUUCCAAACUCAGGCGUUAUUUCCCCCCAGCGUUCAGAUUCGUACGAAGAUCCUUCAGAUAAUCGAUUACAGAUAGAUGCAUUAAGAAUAUUUGUCAUUUGUGGUGUAUUACUUUCAACUGUAUGCACAGUUAUUUUACUGGUGUUUUGUUUAUCUCCUCGAUACAAAAAAGUCCGGAUGAAAUUUUUCCUUGCAUGCAAUCAUCCAUCUCCAUCUUCACAAUAUUUUCAAAACAGUUUAGACAGUCGUGUUCAUGGCGCACUAUCAAUUGUUGAUUGUUUCCAUUGUCCAAAAAGCUCGUCUUUCAAAUCAUCCUUUGCCAGUGGUUGUGUUGUAACGUAUCCUGUGAAAAAAUCGGAGAUUUCACGUCACAGUAUUUCAAACGGUGAUCAUUUACACCAAGCGGGUUCCUGUAUUGAAUCACUAGGUAGUGGAUUCGUUUUCUGUGAUAUAUCGGAAACUGAAUCGAAUGUGAAAGAAUUAGCUAAUUUGCAGGUUAGUAAUUAUCGUUGGAAUAAAUGCAUAUGCACGUACUUGUAUACACUUUACUUCGGAUGCCCUCUUUUUGUGAUAUUUCUGGGGUGCACUUUAAAGUUAGGUAAACGAAUACAUAAUACGAUGUAAGAAUAGGAGUUUUUAAAAUAUAAACGUGAGAUUGAGUUGUGAGCUAGUAGUAUGACACUCGUGUUUCGGACCGUCUCAUAUAUUAUUUAAUAUUAUUAUUCAAUAGUAGUACACGAACCUGCGCUCGAUGGCUGGGUUUCUGGAAAGUAGAUGAAGAAAAUCAAGUUUUUACCCAACACAGUUCGAGUCAUAAGUCUGCAAUUUCCAUUCGCAACAAAUGGUUUAAUACUUCUUUUUUCCUAUUUCGUCUCAAAGUUUAAUCAUUUAAACCUACAUACAUUUGUGACAACAUUAGACAGUAUUUUCAGUCACUAGAGUCUCAUACUAUUUAACGUUUCACAUCUAGCAUCUGUGUUUAGCUAGUUUUUCCUGAUACUCCGUUGUCAAAAUAUGUGACAAGGAAGUUAAGGGUAUCCGUAUUUCGUUUUUGUUGGUGAGUUUAUUGAUGAAAAACUGGUAACAACGGUUAAGAAAUCUUACAUAAACUGAUGAAUUUUAAGUCUACCCAUCAUUCUAUUGAAUAUCAAUCAAUCUACAUCACUAAGCGUUAUAAUUUUCUCUUAUUACAACCCAGCUAUUCCUAUUGCUUAGUAUUCUUGGACACAGAUUCACUCGACAAGUCUCCAAAUAAUAACACGGUUGAACAGGAACAAAAUUACAUUUUAAAUAACAAAGGUAGAUGGAAGUAAAAAACACAAUAGGGGAAACGUUAGUAUAUUUGUAAUUUUUAGAUGAGAAGAUUCUAGAGUCUUCUCCAAGUAUCGACUAGCGCUGGUUGGAUAAGAAACAGUCAAUCAGCGUGCACCGACACAAUCGUGGACGGAAUGUGCUUCAAUCCAAUCUGUGUCCCGCUAACACGAAGACACCAGUAUUGUAGUAAGUACCACUAACAAGAUUGCUUGUAAGUAAUAUGUGGCGGAACGUUGUAUGGAAGAUAUCACAGUCGACAGACGGAGAAGAGUUUUAGUUCGUCAAAAAGCAUGGCAUAGUCAGGACACUUGAAAAUCAGUAGAGAAGACAAUUUAGAACUAGCUUGAUUGAAGAGCACACCACAAGAUGCAAAUGGAUGAUCGAGGGCUAUGUAUACAUUUUACAUAAACUUUGUAAUUUCGCUAAAUAAACAUUGGAUUUAACAAACAGCAUACGAAAUCGCAAUAUUUUCACAGAAAAUUACAAGUAAUAUUUCCAUGGUAUGCAUUUAGUUACCAGAGGGACAUUAAGAAAGACUACGCAGUGUUUUGGGAAGAUUGUAUCUGCAGACAGCAUUCUAUUAGAAGAACGCGAAUAUCUGGAUUAACCAGUUAUUAGGUGAUCAAUUCAUAGGUAAUAAGUUUUGUUUAACAGAUUUCCACCAUGAACCUCAUUUUGAGUGAUGAUUUCAUUCUAUUACACAAUAUUCCAUCUCGUUUGUUGUAAAGCAAGCAACAGCAGAUUUGUCCUAAUUCUUGGCUUUCGAUAUGCAGGAUGUAUAAGGUUAUACUUAGACAGUUAUUGUCCAAUGCUGGUGGAUUCUGUUGAACUGAAGGAUUAAUUUCAUAUACAUAGUUCCUUGACUGUCUUGAAGAGAUCUAAAACAAAGAUUUGGGCAGAAUAACAUGAAUUCAUUUUAUAUCAUUAUUAGGAAGGAUCUGGAUUAUCCCGUACAUAUAUAUACCUGGCUGAUGAAUCUCAAGUAGAAUGAAAUGCACAUCUUGGAUUUCAGUGUUAGUUACGAAUUCAUCUGUUCUAUAAACUAAUUUUCUUUUGUUAGGUUCUCGUCUUCUGCUUACUACCCAUAAUAUUUUAAAUCCAACAUUAUCAUAAAAGAAGUUAACAUGGUUGUAUAAGCGAGAUUGAUGAAUAUUUAACCCUAUUAUAUCACAGCAUAAAUGCUAGUAUUAUUUUAAACUUGAAGAUUGCACUUGUUGCUUUUUGUCUGUUACAUAAUCAUUAUUGAACUGAUCUAAAAAACAGUGACAUAAAUUAUCUUGAAUUCACUUGAUAUUGUCUACUUGAAUCCUCCCAUAUAUGUUUAGCACUACAAUUGAUCAGUCUCUUAUUGGCAUAUGUACAUACUGUACGUACUGCCUUAAUUCACAAGCAUUAUAAGCAAAGAUGGAAAUUGACUAGCAGUGGAAUCCAGGACGCGUAUUUCGUCUUAUUUAGAACUCGUCAGCUGGAUGUACCUGCAUCUGAAAUAAAGCAAUAUCGAGGCAAUGUGCACAGUAUGCACAUAUACCAAUAACAGACUGAUCAAUUGCAGUGCUAAACAUCAAUGGGAGGAUUCAAGUAAACAAUACCAAGUGAAUGUAAACUUCACCCCAUUGCACACACAAGUGGCUAUCACGACUCAGAAGCUAAGUGGACAACACGAUGGUGCUUGAAGCGAACGGUACUGGGUUCGUGUCCUGGAGUGAACAUCAACUCUGAGGUGCAGGUACAUCCAACUGACGAGUCCCAACUAGGACGAAACGUGCGUCCUGGAUUCCACUGCUAGCCCCCAUCAAUCUUUGCUUAUAAAUUAUCUUGGUUUUCAUUACAAGGUCCUUUAACUAGCUAAAAAAGCCACGAAAGAUAAUAUAAUAGGUGUUCAGUUUUUAAUUGACUCCUAAGAAUGGAUGUCACUGAGUUUCAUUCCUUUAUCUCCUCAGUUAUUCGUAUUUGCAUUUCUUUACGUUGUUAGUUGUUACUGAUUAAAUCUUCUCUAAACUGUAAUAACUAUGUACAUUAAAGACGAUUGAUUUGAAAUUAAUGCGCUUUAUGACGUUACGGGACUUUUGUGUUAUCUCAGAUAUCUGAAAAAUUUUCAUUAAUUGCGGCAGUUCAAAAUGUUUGUUGCGUGCAUUUCUGACACCUUAAGGCAUUGAAUUUUCCUCCAUAUAAAACUAUAAAUGUUUCUUAAUGAACAUUUUUAUCAUAAAGCUAUGAUCAGCAGCAUUUACCGAAUAAAUCGUAAUCCAUUUGUUGACGAGAUUGUGUUCACAAAUUCAAGACCUUAUUUGAUACACGAAUUCUUAGUAGAAGAAAAUUAUAUAGCCAAGAACUACCUCUAUUGUACAAGAACAUAAUGUACAUCAUUUUGUGAUUACGUCAACACUAUGUUUACAUUUGAAUUUUUCUACUUAUCUCAGAAUUUCGGGCCUUACAGCUUGUUAAUUUUAUAGUAUUUAUUUAUGCAACUCAUUUAUCGUUCGUGUACACUUGGUGCUGAAUCACACUCUAAGUGUCAGCAAUAAUAUUACUAAAUAGCUGCUCAAAGUGAUGCAGGUGGAGCGGUUCUUGAGCCUGUGACUUUAUAACUGAAAGUUAAACACCUUAACCAUUUAGCCAGUGCCUUAAGGUCGUAUAAUUUUCGGUUAGAUUAAGAACUCAGUAACAUUUUAUUUAACUGCGUUCGGCUUAUAAACUCACCGGUUUUCGACAUCGUUUUGUCACUCUUACUUCAAUCUUAUUCCAUCAGCUUGUGGCUAAGUUGUGUCAUAAAGAAAAACUAAUUGGUCGUGGUCGUUUUGCAGAAGUAUGGCUUGCUAAUGUUCCUUCUUCAUUAUUUACACAUCAAUUAAAAAUAACUCAAGAUUUAUUAAAUUAUAAAAAUCAUAAUAACGAAAAUGGUAGUAGUAGAAAAUUUCAUCAGUCGUCAACAAAUGGAUCUAUUCUUGGUCAUAAUUCAAAUAUGAAUUCAUCUUGGCAUCUGUUAUGCUGUCAACAGGAUAGUAGAUUAACUACAAUGCCUAAUACUAUGUUGAAAUGUCUCAAUCCAAAUACAUCAUUUACAUUUGUCGAUACUCACCCGGAAACAUCUCUGGAUUAUUUGUACAGGUUAGUUGAUAUUACUUCAUGGUUUAUUUUUAAAUAUUUCGGUGUAUUAGACAUAUCAGAAGGGUUUUUGUGAAUAUUAUAGUAAUUUCAAUGGUUGAGAUUAUGAGUCAAUUCAAGCUAGAUCAUGGAAAACCUGGAAAUACUAGACGGCCGUUUCAUCCUAUUGUUGGGACUCCUCAGGAGUGUGCAUCCACGAUAUAUACUGUAAACUAAAUUAAUCAUACCUAUUUCGUGUUUCUCAAUUAUCAAUGUCUUGAAGCUACCAAUUUGUUGUUUAAUCUAUUUAAAUCACCACUGUCUCAAUGUUUUUAUCGAUUGUAAAUGUAAAUACGGUAAAUAUGAAGUGAACGUAAUCAUAUGACAUCGUUUCACAGAACAUUGCUAUGAACCGUGACUACAAAUAUAUAUAUACAGGGUUAACAUAAAAAAACAUCUACCAAACUGAUGAUUUUACUCUAGUUAGUGGGGCAUAAAAAAGAAGAGGGAAGAAGUAGUUUCGUUCUCAGUUUUGGAAGUGGAUUAGUGAAUUCCUAACACAGCGCACGAACGUAUCAGUUCUGGAAACUAAGACCAACUCACACCUGUGGCAGUCCCUCUGCCGGUGAUAUCUAUCUGUCUCACAAAUUUAUCAGUUUUCGUUCAACCAAAGAAGAGAAUAACGUAUAAUCAUUGUUUUACUUUGUGCAUAAAAUACACGAUACUUUAUAAUAUUAGCAUAUUUAGAUGGUCGUAAAUUCAAACCCUGUCCCUCUCUACUUCAGUUUGAGCAUCAAACUUAUAAGCUUCGCUCUUACGAAAUAUAUUUUACAUAGACCUGUACUUGUUCACUUAACCCAUAUAGUUGUGUCAUCUUAUUGUCACUGAUGGAAAUUUGGGUUUGUAAAAAUAGCAACUCAACUUCAUUGUCUGUUUAAUUACACACAAAACUUCCCCAGAUGAUUGAAGUAAAAUGUUUGAAUCAACAGUGGAAAUCCAGCCCUAUGUAGAAAAUAAACUGAAUUCGUGUUUAAGCGGUUUUCAUUUUCAUUCUAUCUCUUAAUUGACUUGUAGCUGGCUCAAAUUCUACUGUUUGCCUAUAUUCUUCUUUUCAAAUAUUUAGGUGUUUCGAGUAUCAGUGCUAAUUAGUUGUACAACUCAUUAUUAUUAAUAUUAUUUAACUUUUCAAAAUAAACUAUUUCCUAUUUAAUAGACAGAUUUUUUCGUCAGUUUAUGUUGUACUUUAAUCCAGUUAAACAUUUUAGUACUGGCAAUAAUUAUUACAGAAUAAUUAAAUAUAAGGUAAUCAUCUGGUUUAGUAUUCAUUGAAUUAUCAUAGUUUGUAUGAAUGUAUGUAUGUGUUUGUGCGUGUGAGUUUUAUGCUCACUUUUCAUUGGUUUUAUUUGUUUAUUAUACUUUCGGUUAAUUGAUUAAUUGACUGCUAAUAAGCGUGUCGCUUGUAUACUGAAUGCCUAUUUUAAUUGUCCACAUAAGUAGGCUUUUCCAAAUUGAAAUGAAAUUCUUCCAAGCCCAUCUAAUCAAUAUAAAAUCGUAUAAAAUUCUUCCCUUCUUCUCUCCAUGUGCAUAAUGUGUAGGUGGACUAAUAAUAAUUAUGCUUAAUAAUAAUACAAAGUGGUUGAUAGUUGUUUUGUAUCUUGCUGUUAACAUUUUCAUUACUGCUAUAUUUAUGAUCAGAUUAUGGUUAAAUAAUCUUGUUAAAUUUGGACACUGGUUAUUAUUAUUACUUUCAAUACUGACAAUAUUUAAUUACACUGAUAAUUUUGUUGGAAUUAGCAGAUAAUCAUCACAUAAAUGCAUUUCCAACUAUUUAAGUUCUUGAUUAGUAUAAUCCAUCAUGAUAACUCUGCUAUAUGCAAAUUAUAUUUCUAGCUCUAAACAAUAAUUUCUCUACAGAAAGCGUGUAUUAAUCACAAUAAAAUUAUAAAAUAUACGAGAGAAAAUUGCCUAAUUCUCAAAUGUUGCCUUAGUUUUUCAUUUAUUUCUUCAUUCAUAUGCUUUGUUAUUAUCUUGGAUAGAGAUUUGAAUUUUUCCAUCUUCAAGGUUGUAAACUAUCCAAAUAAAUUCAUGACUAGUUCUGUUGUCUUGGAUUUUUCAGAGUCCAUCAUUGAUAAGCUUUGUUGCGAAGGUACAGGGAUGUGUCGAAGCCCGAUAUGGAGUGUUAGAAAGCAUCAGUAAUAGUUGCUCAACAUCUUAUAGAAGUCGAGUGAUUUUAAAAUUUAUUUAGCAAAUGAGCCCCUUUAGUAAAUGUCAUUGAAUUCUAAAGUCGUCGUAAUUAUAUACUUGAAACAAUUAGUCAACCUUACAAUGCAAUAAUAAUUUCAACAUCUUUUUUAUAAGUCUCCGAGAACUCCAAGGUCUGUUGUACUCUUAUAAACAGGAUUUGGUUUCUGUGCCUAAAUGAACCUUAAAGUAAUUUAUAUGAGUAUUAGUCAAUAUUAGAACCAAUAGUUUGACAGGAAUUGGGCGCUGAGUAUUGAGAAUACAUUAUUUGUGAAAAUUAUAUUUGAAAUAAAUUCGGAGAUUGAGAUUUAAACAGUCCCAAUGUGUUUCGUCCAGCAAAUUUAUCUGGACUUCUUAAACCUCAAAGUAAUACUUCAGUUUCAUUACAGCCUUUUUAUUCGUUCAGAGAAUUCAUAAAUGAAUGGGAAUCUGGAAUUCGGUAUGGAAGUUAUCGUUACAUGCACUUAACGCUAUUCUGUUUUUGUUUCAUCUUGCUUACAGUUGAAUUUUUAUCCUUUUUUCCCAUCGGAACUAUCAAAACAAAUGAGAAUUUUUUUUAUUUCAAAUAACUUGUAUAUCUGCAUAUAUUAUAUGAAAAUUUACAAACUUGUGUAUUUACCAUAUAGUGCUGAACUUGAACAGCGACGGGAAUUAGGUGCAUGAUUCUAGAUAAAGAAAGAAGGUAUACCAGUCAAUUAGCUGGCUCCUAUGUACAUUUUUCUGAACCUAGUUUUGAGUUGAAUCAACUAAGUUUGUUUAUCUUUGUUAUAGAGAGGUACUUUAAGGUUUUGCUGAAGGAUACACAUUUGAAUUAUUAAAAUGAAUCAAUAGAAUGCUAGUUAAUCGAUAAUUUGCACAUGGAUUCUAUGUUUCCAGCAAAUAGAGCUUCUUAUGAGACCAAAGUAUCGACAUGAAGCUUGUAGAAACACUUAUUCUCGUCCUGAUAUUUGAUCCUUAGUUCCUUCGAAAUUUGAACUUCAUCAUGUAAGAGAUUGAGAUGACUCAUUAUCGUUUUUUGUGGCCCCAUGAAUUGUGUUUUUCAUCUGUUUUCUUUUGCUGAAAGUCGUUUUCAAACUAAUUGAUUUCUUAACAGAAUCAACCACAUCAAUUUUGAGCUGCUUAGGUGAAUAUAAUCCCAGUAUUUUUGAGCGAAAACUUUAUUGCUUUGAUCGUCUGUGUUGAACAUCGGGUUUUAUUCUCAAUGUAUCCCGUCUAGACUAAAACCAGUCACGAUAUGUCUGUUGCUUUUUCCUGUGCCUGAUAGAUUCAGUCACCGUAAAAGAAUUAUUCAGUAGUUCUGUGGCAAGUACAGGUACGACUGAAUACUUAAAGUUAAUCAUUCCAGUGCUAAGUAUAACAUAAAUGAUAAACGAAAACAAGUUCCACUUAUCUCCCUCAUCCGCAACUUAUUUAAGCAAAGAAAAGUCAGGAUUUAAUAUGUUUCGUUAAAUACCUCAACAGUUUGCUAGAUAUGUAGCUGUUAUGCAUCAAUGUACAUAUUUUUAUCUUCCGUGCAUAAAAACCAUAAAAUAGCCUAAAAGGAUGUAUCUUGCAUUGUGUAAAUUUAAUGGUCAGUCGGUCAUCCAUUAAUAGUUUGAAAUUAUAAACCAUACAGCUCUAAAAACGCUAUACACUAACAGACCAAAAUGGUAAAACCGUCAGUUUUGUUAGCUUUAUUUUGAGAGAUGGUAACCACCCCACUCUUAAAUUUAUUCUAGCUUGAACGAAAUUCAUCUUUUAAUACAAAGUUACAAUGUCUUUUUGUUUCAUUCGUGAAUACGUGUUGCCCAAAUCUUUUUUUCUCUCCAUUUACUCAAACCCAGUGAGAAGAGUGAAACUUCAGUUUCUUCGAAAAAAGAAACAAAAGAUCGUACUGAUGACAAGGAAAAUAUACAUCAUGCGGAAACAUCUACCUCUCCUUUAUUAUUAUCAACCAGAACAGUUUCAUCUAUUGAUGUAAAAAAUUCACUAAUAAACAAUUUUGCUACGAGUGAUGAGUCCCCUAUGCCUGUGGCCGUAAAAACAUUCACUGCUAAUGAAUAUGAUGCAUGGAAAACAGAAUUGGGGAUUUUCAAGGCUAUCCAUUCAAUAAACAGACGAUUACCUGCAAUUAUUUCUAGUACUGCUCCUACUGCUCCAACUACUAUCAAUACUACUGCUACAAUAACAAUCACUACUAGUACUGCUACUACUAAUAAUAACACUAGUAAUAAUAGCACUACUACCACUGACACUGUCGGUACAACAAGCACUAUGAAUUCCUUCAGUAUCAAAUGUGUGCACCAAAUGUUAAGACAUAUUGGGCAUCCUAAUAUUGUUUUACUAUUAGGAGCAGGAUCGGUAAGUUGUUAAAUUCACUAAAAUCACUGAAUGCUUUUAUUAUCCGCUUUCUCAAAUAAGUAUGUCGAAUACUUUGGCUUUAUUUUAGGAUACCCUGUGAAAAAUUGAAUGAACAGAAAUAUGGAUACGUUUAUGAAUUUAGAUAUCGACAAAUUUCCAUUGUGUGUUCGUAAGCAUUCUAUUAGAUAUCCUAGAUCGAAGGUGGAAUAAUAGUAAAGCCUUUGCUUAUCAAUGAAAGUAACAUUUUUGCACUUGAACAUCUCUAUUACAUAAUAUUAUAGCCGUAAAACAUUGUACUGACAAAACUACCUGAAUUUUUAUUUUUAUUUUUAAAGUGCUAAGUCAUAUAACUUGUUAGUUGGUGAUCUACAUAGGAUCUCAGAGUUUUGGUUAUUUAAGUAGGCGAAUUCGUCAAUAUGUAAUAUAGUCGAACAGCUUGCAUGCUGUAUGUAACUCUCGUGCUAAUGUCUUUAGCUUGUAUUUAUUUUCUCCAAUAUGUCGUCCAUUUAGUCUUUUUGAAUGAACAUCAGUGUGUUAUUGGUUCAGGUGUCUGUUAGUAUAUGUUAGCAAUAAGGUAUCCAACUUUCGGUCUGAUUCAGUCAGUAACCUCAAAUUACCGUUUAUGUUAGAGUUAUCUGUAGAUUUCAAGAGAUCAAUAAAUUACUACACUGCGCUACAUUCCAUGGAGGGAAUAAAUUUAUUCUUAUCGCUUUGAUAAAAAUCCUGACAUUUUUGUUGUAUAGCUAAAGGCAGUUAUAAUAUUACCGACCGUAGGACCUUCGUCGAUGUGGUGGUCAAGCAUCGAUACCAUGAUGAGCCGCCAACCGAGCUAUUAGCUGGAACACUCAUCUCUUUGAAUCCUACUAUGCCAGGCGUUUGUAUAGUUUGCGAGCUGUAAACCUAGUGUCCGAGACCGAGGUCAUACUCCUGAUUGUAUAUAAGUGUAACAGCGAUAGUGUUUCCAUCGGGGCAACUAGCAUCUUCAGCGAUUCUAUCUUUCCAUAACAGGAGGAGAAGGUUUUAAAAGGUCGACCUUAAAAUAGUACGUCUCACCAGAUCUCUGGUGCCAGUGCUAAAGGUUGAAUAGCACGGUGCUAACAUAUUAAAAGCUCCUCACAGGAUAACUGUAUGUGACCAGCCUCGAGCAGCAAUUGUGCAUAUCUUACCUACUAAGAUUCCAGUAACUAUGUAACAUUUUUUUACCGUCUAGUCUAUUUUAAAAAACCGUGUUUAGUAAAGUACACCUCCAAAAUACUUCGAUGUAUAUAUUAAUAAUCGUGCUAUUAUCAAACAGUAUGAUAUUGCAGUUGUGCAGGUUACUAAGUCAUUAGUUCUCAUUUCCAACAGGAAUGUUAUGAAUAGUUAAAUUUGUUACUGUAUAGAAUAAUAGUAAGUAAUUAUUUGCUGUUAAAAUCUAUGUAGUUUCUAGUUUGAUCUUUUUGAAGUUUAUUAUUUAAAUCAGUUAUGUAUGUUGUUUACGUAAACAUCAGAUAAAAUUUUAAUUCAGCACGGUGACUUUUAUAACAACGGAUUACAUGCUUAUCUGUUAUUCUGUAAAAUUUGAGAUGAGAUAGAUUUGGUGAUUUUUUUAAAGAUUUUUAAUAAAUCAGCUGAUUUACAAUCUAACGUUAUUUCUCGCUUUAUGAUUUUCUUAAUAUAUACUUGUCACUAUUGUCUAAUUCCUUCUUUGUCAUAUUGUAUAUUUUAAAAGUGCAAACAAAUAAUUUCCCCAUCCCAUUUUUGUUGGUUUGUUUGCUAGUCAUUUAACUUUAAAAGAAAGAUAUUUAUCCAUUCAAUCUAGUGCAGUUUUUGCUUGUGUCACUUGACAAUUGUUUUCUGUUUUUUAAAAAAAAGUCGAAAUCUCUUUGUUUCUUUCAAAGGUUUAUAUUUAUUCGUUACUUUUUAUUUUCUUCUUUUUAUUGUUUUAUAUUCAUUAGUUAUUUCUCCAUAUGAUUUUGUCUUCUUCCUUGAAGACGAAAUAAUUUCUUUGUUCUAUCCCUCUUUACACUUAGAGCUAUGCUUAAUUUAUGCGUCUUACAUAAUGUUGACGUAAUGAUUGACUUUAUAUUUCCUACUGAAAUUAUUCCUGACUAGUAAUCGGUUAAAAUGGCGCAGAGAUGAUGGAUUCCUGAGUUUCAGAAUUACCUUAUACUUAUUUUAUUCCAUGAAUUCAUGUUUUCUUCUAAUCUUUUAUACCACCACUAAUACUGUUAUUACGUCUACCACUUUUGGAUCUCUUUUUACUGCCAUGGUGUGCGGGGAACUUGAAACAAUAAACAUUUCGCCAGGUUCGACCGUUGUGUAUGAAUGACCAAUUUAAUUAUCUUUGAAUCAUUUAUCAAGUUUACCUCAGUCUAGCAGUGUUAAUAGUAACUUAAUUGUACUCAACUUAGAGACUAAUAAUACGUAAGCACAUCCAACGUAAAUAGAAUGAAUUAAGCAACUAAUACACAAUGAUUACAAUUUACACAAGUAGUAGGUGAGAAGUAGACUAAAUUUUACAAAAGAGCUUUUAUGUUCAAUAAAAUAAAUGAACAUUACUGUACGUAUAUUGUUAAGUAGGAUUUACAGGAUCUCAGGAAAAGUGAAACGGGUAAUCAAAGUGAUGAAUUACAUUUAGGGUUUUAUGAUCAGUGUCGCGUUUAGUGGUGUCGUUCGCUGUUAUUCUUUCUCACUUUUGUUUAUAUUACUAUUGUCUAGUUUGUUUUGUUGUUUUUAUUUGUUAUUCUUAAACAUGCAUACUGUUCUUACCAAGUUCUUGACAUUCACGUAAUCUUAAAUGAUGUGUGGUGUGAAGUUUUCUUUUUUUUGGACACUUCACAUCAUUCGACUGGUUCUCGGGUGAAAACGCAACCUGAACAGGAACGUAAAUAUGUUUCAAAGUAAACAUCGAGUUAAGUUAAUAUAGUAAGAAAAUGUUCAAUGUAAAGGAAAUUCCUAGUGUUUUCAACUCAUCUACUAUCGAUGAUUGAAGUUGAAGCAAUCAGCGCGCUUCAACGUGAUCGUGUCUGAAACAUGCUGUAAUCAAGUAAUCGUCCUGCUAUCAUAUGGUCGACUGAUAAUCACUUAUUUUACUUUAUCAGGUCUAUUAGUCCCUCGCGAAGUGAUUUGAUUUCCGUGUUUUAUUGUAACAUCUACUGAUAAUUAAGUCUUGUUACUAGGAUAGCCUGAAUAUUCAUGGGUUUUCCGGUGUGAAUUACAUAUAUGUUUAUAAUUAUUAAUGUUAUUGUGUAUAAAUUAAUUGUGUAAUCGCAAUAUUUUCCCGUGUAAUUAAUUCGGAUAAAUUAUAAGGUUCAACUUUGUCGAUCCACAAUCACAGAAUAUCGUUUAGUUAUGGAAUUCGCUUCAGGUGGUUCACUGCGUCAACUUUUAUCACAAGGUGUUUGGUUAUCAUUUACUAAAAUACUAAAAAUAUCUGAUGAUAUUGUACAAGGUCUAGGCUUUCUACACAGUGAUUUAGUGAAUAGACAACAAUCCAAUGGUCAUCAAAUUAUAUACGGUAAAUAUCCAGUGGCUCAUCGUGAUUUGAAACCAGAAAAUAUAUUAAUACGUUUUGAUGGAACUGUUUGUUUGUCGGACUUUGGACAGUCUGUAUGUCUGGCAGAAAACUCACCCAAUAGUCCAACAUCAAACAAUUCGUGUGGAACGUCGUUACAAGAUGUGUUAACUACGACGUAUUCAGUUAGUUCAGCAUUGGAGUCUAUGCCGAAGGCUGGAACUUUAAGAUAUCAGGCCCCAGAAAUUAUUGAUGGUGCUAUAUCUUUCACUGGAUGGGCUUUAUUGCGUACCGAUAUAUAUUCUUUGGGAUUGGUCUUAUGGGAGUUGCUCACAGCUGCUCUUCUACCUGUUGACCAUGAAAAUGCUUCAGAAGGCAAUUAUGAGACUCACAAUAUUGAUUUUAAGUUGAACGACUCUCCUGAAAACGCGUCCCCUUCGAUUGGUUCAGAUUUAUGUUUGAUGAAUAGUAUCCACCCUGAGUUUGACCAUCUGGACCCACACAACCCUGUAAAUGUAGAUUAUCGUGCACCAGAACAUAGAAAAAUGAGAAAGCGGCACCACUGGCUACCCUAUGAAAAGGAACUGGGAUCAUUGUGUAAUUCUUCAGCUGCUUUACAACAGCUUGUAUGUCUGGAAAAAUAUCGUCCAGCUGGCCAUCCGUCUUGGUUUAAUUCAACUUUGAUUACUCAUUUUUAUCGUACAAUUAAUGAAUGUUGGGAUCAUGAUCCAGAGGCGCGUCUUACAGCUGAUUGUAUUUUAAAACGAAUUCGAUUUUUAAAAAGUCAGAUGAAUAAAACAAAGAAAUCAGAUUAACAAAAUUGAAAAUAACACACACAAUCAACUCUAUUAAUAUUUAUGUAUACCUCUCAGGUUGAUUAAAAAAGAGAUAGGAAACUGGUCAGGAAUGUUAUCUCCUAACGAACAAAAAUCAAUCUCUUCUCACACAUAAAUGUAUGGUAAACUUGUCAUCGUGUUCCUGUUAUUUUAACGUUACUUCAUUAUUUCUUCAUUUACUUUUUAAAAUCCAUUCCAUUGUAGGAAGUUAUAGUGAAAUUUUCUCACUUUUUUUCUAAACGAAGACAUUCCUUUGUUUUUCGCCCUGUUUAUCUCUUGUCCAUUUUACACAGUACGUGUUUGCCUCUGCUAUUCGGUCUUGAUAAUGCAGUCUAUAUAUAUAUAUAUAUAUAUAUAUAUUAUAUAUAUAUAUAUAUAUAUAUAUAUAUAUAUAUAUAGGUUAAUACUACCUCUAAUGUAAAUUCUUUUCUUAACAGUUAUUCAUAUUGUUUGAUAAUAUUUGUCAAUCAUCAUCUGAUCAAUUCUACUACCUAUUAUCUUUACAAUAUCGUAACUAAUAUUCACAUCUAGGUAAUAUUAUUAUUCAAGUUGCAUCGUCAAUCUCAGGGUGAAAUCGAUGCAUACUCUGUAGUGAAACUUGUUUAUUCUUCUUUUCUCAUUUUGUUUCUAUUCUACUUUCACUCCUUCCCAUUUUUCUGUCUUUCCUUAUCCCAUCUUAUCCAGGUUUUAUUGAUUUUGAUCACAUUUCUAGUCUGCGUUUAUAUAUAUAUAUAUAUAUAUAUAUAUAUAUAUAUAUAUGCACCUUACUGUGUUUACCUUUUGCUUCUGCUUAAUUUGUGGAUAUAUUUUUUAUCCGAAUAUACAUUUAUUUCAGUCAUACUUUUCGACAAAAAGCUGAAACUCCUGUUGAUUCAUGCCGGUAAUUGCAUUUUUUCUUGUUUUACAUUACUUUCCAUUCAGUUUUGUAAAAUAAAUGCGAAAGAACUGAGUUAGUAUGUAAUCACUGAACUCGUGAAAAAGCAUUUAAUCACUAAAUCACAACAUAUAUUUAUAUAUUUAUGUAUAUAUAAUUUUGUUAUGUAAUUAUAACAAUUGCGAUGAUCAAUACUAAUUUACACAUGGAUUAUGAAAUCGUUUGUGCACUGAAUUCCGAUCUUAUAGGUUAAUUUGCUGUAAUGAGAACUGAAAUUCUUAACUAUUUUAUUUUUGAUUUGUCUAUUCGCGUUAUAUUAAUGACCUUGCUUAUCAUACUUUUGUCGGUGCUGAUACAUUAACACUAGUCAAUCAACUUUUAUCUACAGCGCUUUUUAAAACUUAGGCUUGUAUUCUUCUCAUUGAAUUAUAGUUUAAGCGAAAUUUUGCGAAAAACGUUCUAGCUCAUACAGUCGAAUGCCAUAAAAGUUUUAAUGUUCACUGUCCGACAAAUUCGAAUGACUGUUGUGAACGAUGUCUUUCAUACCACGGUUUCCGUCAAACCUCAGAUGAUAAUCCUCAGGAUCGGAUAUAUUAGUCAGUUUUCUCCAGUACACCUAGAUUAUGCCGUGAUAAUAUGACACAAAUAUUCGUUCAGACCAUAAACAACUACAUCUCCAUUUAUACCAGAUGAAUAUGUUCAUUGUAAAAAAUGUAAAAAUUUUAAUAUUAACCUGAAAA
Molecule: messenger RNA, 16219 nt
Organism: Schistosoma haematobium
Lineage: Eukaryota; Metazoa; Platyhelminthes; Trematoda; Strigeidida; Schistosomatidae
Exons: 5
Coding region: 13607-14584 (325 amino acids)
Biological process (GO): cellular response to growth factor stimulus; cell surface receptor protein serine/threonine kinase signaling pathway; protein phosphorylation
Cellular component (GO): signaling receptor complex; plasma membrane
Molecular function (GO): transmembrane receptor protein serine/threonine kinase activity; ATP binding
Source: RefSeq, a predicted model, not a curated record